Messenger RNA from Nicotiana tabacum (common tobacco), 2040 nucleotides. The record is from RefSeq and is a predicted model, not a curated record. Lineage: Eukaryota; Viridiplantae; Streptophyta; Magnoliopsida; Solanales; Solanaceae.
AUGGGAGAUGAAACUCCAGUUACACCUUCAGCUAUUUCUAAGGAUGAUGGCACUGGUUCUUCAGCUCCUACCAUUGCUCAACAGAUUGAUAUCUCCCAUCCUUACUUUCUUACCCCAUCUGAUAGCCCAGGGAUGAACUUGAUCAACACCAUUUUUGAUGGCACAAGUUAUGGGAAUUUGAAGAGGGGCAUCUUAAUUGCUUUGUCAGCCAAAAACAAGCUCGGUUUCAUCACUGGAGCCUGUCCUCCACCCUUUUCUCAGUCUGCUCUACUCACUCAAUGGAAGAGAUGCAACGACAUGGUACUUUCUUGGUUGCUCAACUCUGUUAGCAAGGAAAUUGCAGAAAGUGUCAUCUACUCUCAAACUGCUGAGGAACUCUGGAAAGAGCUGGAGCAAAGUUGUGAUUGUAAGUGUGGUGCUAAAACUCACAACCAUAAGGUGAAUGAAGACCAAAAAUUAAUUCGAUUUCUGUUGGGACUGAAUGAAGCCUACAAUGGAGUGAGAGGUAACAUUCUAAUGAUGAAACCCUUACCUUUUACUGCUCAAGCCUAUUCCAUUGUAUUACAUGAUGAGUCACAAAGAGAAAUUCAGUCUGAUACUUCCUUUUCCGUUGAGUCUUCUGCUUUUAUGGUUUCUGGGAAAAAAUGGGCUCCUCAGAAACAUCAUGAAGGAGCCAAAGUUGGUAUUCCAAACUCAGGUGCUGAUGGAAAAAGGAGUGAUCUCUUCUGCAACUACUGCAAAAAAUUUGGGCAUGUCAAGGAAGGUUGCUAUAAGUUAAUAGGAUACCCACCACAUUUUAAGUUUAACAGGCAGAAACAGGGUGCAUAUGCUACUCCUAAUGCAAAUUCAGCCAGUUGUACACCUGAACUCACCACAGGAAUUUCAGGAAAUGGUGUUUCCUCUCUUGUUCAGUCUCAUGGAUUUUCUAAAGAGCAAGUCAAGCAGUUGAUUAGCAUGUUUCAAUCUAUACAGAAUGGAGGAUCCACUUCAAACUCUGCUGCCUCACCCAGUGCUAAUCUAGCUGGUAUACACUUUGCUUGUCACUUCUUUACCUCUUUGUUUUCUCUGCUCACUCCCAUUCCUUGGAUCAUAGAUUCAGGAGCAUCUCAACAUAUGACAUAUCAAAAACACCUGUUACACAAUAUAACAGUUCUGUCACCACCAAUUUUGGUCCCUUCAAAGAAGAGGGAUCAGAUUUUUGGUAAAGCUGCAUCAGGGCUCUAUGUGCUGAAGGAUAACACUCGCCAGUUGGAAUCUCGAUCGAUCAAGCCUCAUACACCAGUCUCUUCUCUUUCUAAUGUCGCGUCCAAGUCUUGUAGUCCAAUGCCUUCUUCUAAGUAUGAGUCAGUUUGUCCAAAGUCUUUGUAUCCAGGGGAUGUCAAGUUUGUCGAAACUAUUUUUCCAUUUUCUUUCCCUGCACCAAUGACUAAGUUGUUUCCUGAUUCUUUUCCCAAAUCUGUUCUUCCCACACAUAAUCCUAUUCCUACUUCAAAGGUUCAGUCCCCGUUCACUACACAUUCAACCACUAGUCCUCAUUCCCUUAUUAGUCCUACUUCUCCUAAUGGCGAUGCUUCCUCUCCUACUGGGCCACAUACUCCUACAUCACCAAUUUUUUUAUACCCAUCUCCACCUGCAGGUACACAAGACUCUUUAGAACCAGUGUUAUCCUCAUCACAUGGACCUGAGCUGUGCAAAUCCAUAAGAGUUCACAAUGCCCCUAAGUAUCUCUCCGAUUAUCUCUGCAAUAAUGCUUUUUCUAUUUCUCCUAAUCCUCAUUUCCUUCCAUUCCAUUCCUUUUGUUUCUCUGCCUUAACUAAAGAUAACCAGGGGCUCAUUUCUUCUAUAUGUCACAUUAAUGAACCUCAAACCUAUCACCAAGCAGCUGCUCAUCCUGGAUGGCAAGAUGCCAUGGUAAAGGAGUUUGAGGCAUUGGCGUCUAAUCAUACUUGGGAUAUUGUCGAACUGCCUGAAGGGAAGAAGGCAUUGCCCUGCAAGUGGGUUUACAAAGUUAAGCUGAAAUCUGAUGGGACUUUGGAGUGA